AUCAGUUUUGCUUCUUCUUUUUUUUUUUUUUAAUGGUUUUUAUAUUGUCUCGAGUGGUUACGAUUUCUUCAUUGGCGUAACAUCUAGGGAAGAGAGGGGAGAUAGGGAAGUGAGAGGGGGAAACCCUAGAUUCGAUUUGGUUCGUUUCUCGAAUCGAAGCGAUGGUGUUCUACUUCAAGGCCCGACCAGAUGCUGGCGACUACACCAUCUUCAUGGGGCUUGAUAAGUUCGAGAACGAGGAACUCAUCAAGUACGGCUUCCCCGAAGACGUCUGGUUUCACGUUGAUAAAAUGUCGUCAGCUCAUGUUUACUUGAGGCUUCACAAAGGCCAAAGUUUUGAUGACAUUAGUGAAGGUGUGCUGGAGGAUUGUGCUCAGCUUGUGAAAGCUAACUCCAUUCAAGGCAACAAGGUGAACAAUGUUGAUGUUGUGUACACUCCAUGGUGCAACUUGAAGAAAACCGCCUCCAUGGAUGUUGGUCAAGUUGGUUUCCACAAUUCAAAGAUGGUCCGGACCAUCAGAGUGGAGAAGCGAGUCAAUGAAAUAGUUAACAGAUUGAACAAAACAAAAGUCGAAAGAACACCUGAUCUGAGAGCCGAGAGAGAAGCAGUGAAUGCUGCAGAAAGAGCUGAGAGGAAGCAACAUCUGAGGGAGAAGAAGAAACGUGAAGAGAUAGAUAGGCUUGAGAAGGAGAGGCAAGCAGAGAUGAGGAGUUACAAGGGAUUAAUGGUAACUGAUAAAAUGACAUCCAACAAAGACAUUGCUUCAAGCAACAAAUCGCUUCAAGAACUCGAAGACGAUUUCAUGUAAAAGGCUAAAAGCCUCUUGAAGAAUUGACCAAAACAAACCGAGUCUGUAACAUUCUGCCAGAGCUUAUCUGGUGCUGUCCUUCAAAGAUGGCUUAGGGUACUGUUCUACUAGCCUGUUUCCAUCUUUUGUUUUAAAAAUGUCUUGAAGACCUAAAACCCUAAUUUGGUUCUUGGAUUCCUUGGUCCAUUAAUAUGUUUCAGAAGAUAACAAAAGAAGAGCCUAUUAUAUCUAAUACACAGGUGAACCAGUGAUCUGGUACGAUCAUGGUUGACUCUGCCUUGCUGUGUUUGCUGAAAA
Eutrema salsugineum is the source of this 1106-nucleotide messenger RNA. RefSeq names its product coiled-coil domain-containing protein 25. Bases 162 to 809 code for a protein of 215 amino acids. The transcript has 6 exons. The record is from RefSeq and is a predicted model, not a curated record. NCBI's taxonomy places the organism in Eukaryota, Viridiplantae, Streptophyta, Magnoliopsida, Brassicales, Brassicaceae.